Molecule: messenger RNA, 4718 nt
Organism: Glossina fuscipes
Lineage: Eukaryota; Metazoa; Arthropoda; Insecta; Diptera; Glossinidae
Product: NEDD8 ultimate buster 1-like
Exons: 1
Coding region: 2840-4666 (608 amino acids)
Biological process (GO): regulation of ubiquitin-dependent protein catabolic process
Molecular function (GO): protein binding
Source: RefSeq, a predicted model, not a curated record
UUACGCAAAAACUACUUUUGGGGGAUCAUUUGUCUUAUUCAAAUUAGCAACAACUGAUAACUUUUCCUCUCUUGCCAUUAUAUUUAAGAUUUGAAAACAUUGUUUUUAUCUUGAAAUUUAAUUUUGUAUUUUUUUCCCGGGCAGGUUAUUACAUAGUUAAAAGUUAGUUCACGCUUUCGUUUACCAAACAAUUGAAAACGAAAAUGAAAGGGAUAUUUAUUGAAAACAUGCACUUCUAAUGUACAUCCAACUCUUUCUUUACAUGGUAUUUUUACCCGAUUUUAAAAUAGCACUACAGCAAUAAAAGCAAAUCACAUUUUUAAAAGAAUUUUUUGUUCUUGCACGAAUUGCAAAAAAAAAAAAUGCUUUUUUUAAUUUUAAUUUCGAUUUUCUUGGUAGCUUGGUCUACUAAGGGGAAUAUCCGAAUUUGGCAUGGAGCAUCUACUAAAAUUUCAAUACAACUGUGACAACUUGCGAAACCCAAAAAACAGCUAAUGCAUGAUAACAGAUUUUAUAACAAUAAAAAAACAACAACAGAGGCUGUCAAUAAUGAACGAAAUUCUCCCUUUGAAUCAAAUCCGAUAGUUGUGCUAGACGUAUCAGAUAUAUCUAUUGACGACAGUAUUUUUAGUUGUGUCUGUAAUAAACGGGCCCGUUUGUUAUCAACUAACAAUGAUAGUUGCGAAAUUGUUUUUUUUCGCCUAAGUUUUUAGUCCUUUUUGUUAUAUACAUAUGUAAUAUGGAUUUGAUUGUUUUUUCGUUUCUUCGCAUGUAUUUUAUUAGAGGAUUUUUCACAUACGAAUUUACUUACCGUGUAAAAAAGAGUUGGACGUGCAUAUUCAUACAUGUACUUUUACAAUGUCUUCUUGAAUUGCCUGUCAUUCUGUAAUUUUGUAAUUCUUAUGCAUAAUGCUUUAAUGUCAUUAAAAUUUUUCAUUCUGAUUACUCCCCUGGUUUAAAAUCAGCUGAAUUCACCGGAAAAAGAAGUACAGAAAAAACUGGCCAAUUCAUUUAACAUGUGGGGUGACGCUAAAUUAUAUUAAAAUAUGAUAUGAAAUAUCCUAUAUUUAUAGAUUGUGUCGUAAAUAUUUACCCAUGGACUAGAACACACACGAUAUACAUAAAUUGUUUUUAAUUUUCUUUUUAAACAAUUCGAAUCAAACCGAGUUGCUCAUCAAUUUUGUUUUUUUAUUUUUCUGCGAAUAUGAAACAGCUGAACAGCACUCUUCCACUAGCUAAGGAAUAAAAAAUGUAAACAUAGAGAGAGUGAGAGUGAAGGAGAUAUUAAACGGCUGUGUAGCGAUGAAAUUUGCGGAUUUUGCUGCGAUUUGUUGAUAUUUGAUAUCUUGUAGCUGUUUUUAAUGCUUAUAAUUAAUGUUAUUAAAAAAGUACAUAAAAGUAUUUUUUUUUUCGUAUAUUUUUGCUGUUGUAACUAGAAACAAUGUUAACUUGAUUUUUUGUUUAUUAUUAUUAUUAUUAUUAUUAUUAUUAUAUUUUUCAUAAAUUUUUGUUUUCUGUUAUAAUUUGUUUGUUUGUCUUUUUGUUAGCUAAAAGACUAAAACUUAGUUAUCUUUCAAUAAAUGGAUAAAAAAAUCAGCUGAAAUGAAAUUCUCAUUUACAGAUAAACGGACCUAAGCACCUAAUUAUUUCGAAAGGGGUUAAAGCAAUGUAAAAGCAAUUGCAAAUAUUAUUUCAAUGCAUCAGUCUUGUUUUAGCGAUUUUUUGUUUUGUUUUCAUUUGUAUGUUUUGAUUAUUGUUUUGCUAACAUUUAUAUGAAAGGAAUUUACUAAUCUUCAUGGAAGGAAGCCUAUGAUUUCUUACGAAAGAAAACGGAAGUAGAGUGCAGCUUAAAGCAACAAGAAAUAACUAUAUCACAAUACGUAAAUUGCGAUCUUUAUCAAGGUAAAUCAAAAACCUGAGAAAUCAAAGAGAAAUAAAUGAACAACUACUUCUAUAUCUCUAUCAUAUUUGAUCUUUAAUUCGAUUGAAUGUAAUGAGUUACAACUGAUGCAAGACCAAAUAAUCCGUAUUUGCUUAUAAUUUAUAAGAUAAUAUAUAUUAAAAAUAAAAUUUCACAGUCUAUAUAUGUGGGCGUAGACAACUGGUAAAGAAGGAUAUUCUGAAAGCUACUAUUUCGAGGGCAAAUUCAAUUCCAUAAAAUGCGUGAUGUUGUGCCUGUGCAGGUAUUGAUGUUGUUGGAAGCUUUGUUUUACUCCAGACAUUCCAGAGACGUUGAUAUUUUUUUUUGUGGGAAAUUUUCUGUAAAGGUUUUUGCUCAUUAUCACAGUCUACUAAGAUUCUUCAACGAAAACCUGAGCUUACCUUUAUUGUUAACGUUCUAUUUCUGAGCUUGCAAUACAGUGUUAGGAAAUAAGAAUUGAUAUAGAAAAAUAUUUCUAAAUAAUCGAGAUAGUCCUGAAGAAAGAAAACAAGCAAUCAUUGAGUUCCAUAAUAGAGAUUAGAAAUAUUACCGACGGAAAUUCCGCAAAUUUCUUUUCCAGUAAUUUAAUCGGGUAAAAUGCGAAAUUGCGAAAUCUAAUUAAGAAAAAUCAAGUAAUCUACUGUUUUGCGACUACUACAACUAUACAACUACUGUCGCAUAUAAGAGCAAACUUCUUAGCAAGUCAUGAAAAGAAAAAGUAAAAAGUUGGCAGCACCUUAUUUUUUUUACAUAUGAAUUAUUUUUUCAUUGCUUAAAAAGAAAUUGUGCUAUCACCUUUUCUCUUCUUCAACUUACCCGUGCUGGGAAUGCGGUUUAUUUGAAUUUUUUCAAUUUUUUCUUACGUGUUGUUCAAAAAAUUGUGUUAAAAGAGGAAACUAUAUAGGAUUUUGAAUAAAAAUGUCGAAAAUAGAUGACAUUACUAUGCAAGUUCGCGCCCGUUUACAUGAACUCUGUAUAAAGCUGUGGCUUCCACCGUAUUAUGAGGGGACAAUUGGGGCGGACGAAAUUGAAAUUGAGAAUUUGGCAGAUCAAUUUAGCCGUAUUCUGGGAAUUUCCAAAUCAGACUGCAGAUUAGCUCUGAUAGAAUUACAAGAGGGCGCAAUAAGAAAAUCGAAAGCACGAGAAGAGUUUGCGACCACAGGUGUUGCCACUUUUAAUGUACGACGUGUCAAUAAUCGAACAGGCACUGAAAGUAUUGUGGAAGUUAAGUGUCCAUUAACAUCUUUGGGCAGUGUGUUACAGAAAAAUAUCGCCAAAAUCUUAGAUAUUGAUGAACCAGAUAGGAUUAAAUGUAUUUCUGCCGGUAAAAUUCUCGAUCCAUGUCAAUCGUUAACGGAUCAAGGAAUUAAAAACAAUCAGCAAUUGAUGUUAAUUAUUAGCGAAGCCGGUAAAGAAGAACAGAUGCAAGAAUUUGUUAUGCACGCUCGUAUACAAAAGAUUAAAGAGGACGUAGAAACUAUUGUCGAUUCCAAUAGCCAUUUAUUCGAGAUGGAAGAUCAAGAUGGUAAUGCUGUAUUUUUACCACCCGCCGAGAAUAGAGCUAUACUAAUUGCUUUGGGUAUUUGUGAGAAGGCUCGCGUGGCCAUAAAACGUGAGAGAUACGAUGAAGCUUUAAUACUAUUAUUAGAAGCUGAUCAGAAAUUUAUCAUUUGUAAUUCAAAAUUUUUGGAGUGUGUCGAUAAUUAUGCAUUACUUAAUUUGGACAUCGUUUGGUGUUAUUUAUGCCUUCAAAAUGUUACGCAACUACCUGAUGCGCAAAGACGUUUGGAAAUUUGCGAAAAAAAUUUUCGUCGCUAUUACGGUGAAAACUUGCAGCGUUUGGAUUACCUUAAAGGUGAGACUUCUUGCGGAAAAGCCCGUAUUAUGCGUUUACAUUUGUUGCAGGGUGUUGUGCUCUUCCAUCAAAAGAAACGAAGUGAGGCCUAUGAAAAGUUUUUAAUCGCCGAGAAUGAAUUGCGUGCCCUCAAAGUGAACGAGAAGUCGAUGAAAACUUUAGUAGAAAUGGGUUAUGAACCUUAUGAGGCGCGAUUAGGCUUGCGGGCUUGCGGUGGUGAUAUAGAGCAAGCGAUCACCUAUAUAAACGCCCACAAUGAGAAAUUGAAUACAACGCGCUCGUGUUCGUUAAAAAAACGUAGACUCAAUCAAGAUUUAUCUUUAGGAAAUCAGAAUGAGAAUUGGGUUAAUCCAACCAGUGUUAAUACUUUGAUCGAAAUGGGCUACCCAAGCAAUUUGGUGAUACAAGCUUUACUUGAUAGUAAAAAUGAUUUAAAUAGAGCCUUGGAUUUAUUGGAGAAUUAUACCGACGAAUUACGCCGUAAAUCGUCUUCAGAUUAUACCGUUGACGCUAGAUUAAUGCAACAAUUGCUACAAUUAGGUUUUGACGAAUCUCACGUACGCAUGGCUUUACAAAUAUCACUAAAUAAUCUUGAGAAUGCCAUUGAUAUUUUAAUUAAAUAUCAUACCGAUUGUGAGGAUAUUAAUAGUUUUAUAAAAAGGAUGACAGCAAUCGCCAAUGAGGAAAAUAUUCCCUCUACGUCUAAUGGUCUGAUUAGUUUGGCUGGAAAGGUUGCGAAAAAAGCUACUAGAGAGAUCGAGUCUUUAAAUGCUUUUAUGCGCUUCAAAGAGGGAUUAACUGACAAUGAAUUAGAUUACAUGGAUUUACCGUUGGCCCAAGAGGAACAAAUAUUGGAGCAAUAUAAGCAUUUAUUAAUAUCAAAAAAAUAAUGUUUCCUUUGUAAAGAAAUUUAUCAAAGUGCUUACUAUUUGUUUUUCUUUC